AUGAGGAUGUCGGCGACGAUGUUGAGAGGCGGAGACAGUGGUGCUAAUGUUGAUGAUGCCGAGGUGGAGAAAAAAAGAGCCAGCAAUGGAGGAAGAGAAGAAAGAGGAAGAAGAGGAGGAGGAGGAAGAAGAAGCCAACAAUGGUACUCAAUUGAAGGUGAUGAAGAUGAUGGUGGUAACUGGUCUAUCACUGUAUUUUCAUAA
This is a messenger RNA of Microthlaspi erraticum, 204 nucleotides long. NCBI's taxonomy places the organism in Eukaryota, Viridiplantae, Streptophyta, Magnoliopsida, Brassicales, Brassicaceae. The record is from the annotation of a GenBank genome assembly.